This is a messenger RNA of Drosophila gunungcola (fruit fly), 436 nucleotides long. RefSeq lists its product as uncharacterized. The record is from RefSeq and is a predicted model, not a curated record. Lineage: Eukaryota; Metazoa; Arthropoda; Insecta; Diptera; Drosophilidae.
GAAAACAUAUUCUCACAAACAUUUUUCAAAGACUGAAAACAAAAAUCAGUACCAAAUUUAAAAUAUAUUUAUCUAUAUAAAUCCCUCAAUGGACGGAGAUCAAAUCCAUAAAACCAGCAGUGAUCAGGAGUUGGAAUAUAGUCGAUGCCCUCGCAGUUGCGUUCAUUAUGCCACAAUCGCGGAAUUUCUAACCAGUCUUAAUUCAAAUGACACCAAUUUGGGCUCGGUUCAGAGUAUUAGGAGCCUGAGCUUAGAGGACUACCUUAACACUGUGCGAUGUGCGAAAAACCAGCACGGGGAUAAUGAUAUUACCCUCGGAACCAGGAAUGUGAAGAAACCGAUGCAGGAUAUCAGCAGGCUAAAACAGAAGAAUUCAAAUUGUCCCAACAAACGCAAGCUAAAAUCAUUAUUCCGAAAAAAUGUGCAACUAAAAUAA